AUGUUCGCCGGGUCUAUCUUUGGCAUCACGUGGUUCUCCAUCAAGCUGUACAAAUCCGCCCAAAAGCAGCAAGAAAAGUCCGAGUUCAUCCUGAACCGCACGCCGCCCCCCAUCACUCCCCCCAAGAUCUGUGAACAGCCCGACUUUGUGAACGAGAAAGGCGUGAUUUACGCCAAGUACAAGAGCGCGCCGUCCCAGAAGAUUAUCAUCACGGGCAUCAACUGGAGCGGCAUGGAGAACCCGGAAGGCGUGCCGCAUGGCCUUGCCUUUGGUCAAGCCUCCUUGAACGAUAUCGUGGACCGCAUGGCCAAGCAAGGCAUGACGGCCGUCCGUUUGCCGCUGAACGUGCUCAUGAUCAACUCGAACGCAGCGCCAAACAUCAAGGAUUUUGUGGACCCGAUCUUGAACCAGGAGCUCGUCGUGUCAGACUAUAUGUCCAUGAUCAAGAAGAUCGUGCAGGGCCUGGCGAAGAAGGGGGUGUCCGUGCUGCUCGACAUCCACAAGCUGGACCCGGCCGUGGAGGGCAAGAAGGAAGGUUUGUGGUACAGCGCAGCGAUUCCAGUCACUGCGAUCGAGAAAGCGAUCAAGACGCUCGCGACUGAGCUGUGCAACUCCAACUAUUACAACAUCCUGGGCGUCGAUCUCAAGAACGAACCGCACGAGGGGUGUUGGCCAGGCGGGGCCGUCGAUGCGAGCUGUCCGGACUCCAGGAACUGGCCGAAAGCCGCCGCGAAACUCGCCGACGCGAUGCUGGCCGUGUGCCCCAAGUGGAUGGCGUUCGUGGAAGGGCUGGCGUCGGGGACGAUGGCCAACACGGGGUUUAUCACCAAGGCGAGCGCCAACACGACGCUGUACUACCAGGAAUGGUGGGGCGCCGCCCUCCAGAACGUGACCAAGUACCCCGUGCCGGUCGCCCCCGCCAACAAGAACAAGCUCGUGUACGUGCCGCACUUUUACUCGCCUAGCGUGUACCCAGCGCCGUACUACUUUGCGUCGUUUGCGAGCGCUGGCGCCGGCGCGACGACAGAGGAAUGGCCCAACACGCCCGAGGGCAAUGCGAACCUCAAGGCGAACGUGUACCGGGCGUUGGAUCUCGCGUUUGGAAACGCCAUGAAGACGGUCGAGUCGCCCGUCAUGUUUGGCGAGUUUGGCGGGAUUUACGGCGCCAAGGACAUGUUCCCUCUCAAGACGUCGUCGCGCGCGAUCGAGCUGUUUGUCCAGUACUCGGCGGACCGCGCCAUGUCUGGCGGGUUUGCGUGGAGCUUGAAUCCGGACAGCGAGUACCAGUUUAAUGGCGACACGACCAAGCCCGGCGUGUUCAACUACGGGCUGUACGAGGCGAGCGAGGUGCAGCCGUGGAAAUCGUACAACCAAGACUACUCGGACGCAUUGCUCAAGUUCAAAGGCACGGGGACCAUUGAAUGUGUCAAGAUCGACGCCCCCGGUUCCGCCAACGACACGGUCGCGACGGCCGAGCCCGUCGUCGUCGCAGCAUCCACCACUGUAGCUCCUCCCACAACGACAACCGCCAAGAAGCCGUGA
Messenger RNA from Aphanomyces invadans, 1542 nucleotides. RefSeq lists its product as hypothetical. Lineage: Eukaryota; Oomycota; Saprolegniomycetes; Saprolegniales; Verrucalvaceae. The transcript has 3 exons. Gene Ontology annotation, molecular function: hydrolase activity, hydrolyzing O-glycosyl compounds. The record is from RefSeq and is a predicted model, not a curated record. Bases 1 to 1542 code for a protein of 513 amino acids.